AUGGAUGACCGAAGAGCUCCUGAUGAUAUUCCCUCUGUAGUUUCAAAGCACUUUUUCACUUCCGAGACCAGAGUAAAUUUCUGGCAGUUCAGAGGAAUCUCCCAUUUGGGACACAUCCAUUGCAAAGAACACCAGGUGGGAACUUACAGAGAACAGUUUGCAGUGAUGAAAUUAACAGCGAUGAAGACUUACAUUUUGAGAAUAUGGUGUAUGCUUGUGCCGAUAAUACAGCUGAAUUCAGCUGAGGAUUUCCAGUGGACAAAGAAUAAUCCAGGCUCUUUCUAUUAUGGCACUUUUCCAGCUGGUUUUUUAUGGGGUGUUGGAAGUUCUGCAUACCAGACUGAAGGGGCUUGGGACAAGGAUGGGAAAGGACCAAGUAUCUGGGAUGCUUUUACUCACAAGAAAGGGAAAACAUUUAGAAACGAAACAGGAGAUUCAGCAUGUGAUAGCUACUACAAAGUUAAGGAUGAUAUUCAGUUACUGAAGGAGCUGAAAGUUAAUCACUACCUAUUCUCUAUUUCAUGGCCUCGGAUUAUGCCCACUGGCAUCAAAACAGAGCAACUGAAUGAAAAAGGAAUACAGUUCUACAAUGAUAUAAUUAAUAGUCUUCUGGAAAACAAUAUUAUCCCUAUCGUGAGCCUCUACCACUGGGAUCUUCCACAGGUUCUCCAAGACAAGUAUGGUGGCUGGCAAAAUAUAAGCAUGGUAAAUUAUUUUAAUGAUUAUGCAAAUCUGUGUUUUGAGAAGUUUGGCGAUCGUGUGAAACAUUGGAUUACUUUUAGUAAUCCUUGGGCAGUUGCUGAAAAGGGUUAUGAAACAGGAGAACAUGCACCAGGACUGAAGCUCGGUGGAUGUGGAGCAUACAAAGCAGCACACCAUAUAAUUAAAACUCACGCAAAGGUAUGGCACUCUUACAAUAACACAUGGCGUAGUGAGCAGCAAGGUAUGGUUGGAAUUUCCCUAACUAGUGGUUGGGGUGAACCUGUUGAUCCACAUAGCCAAACAGAUAGAGACGCUGCUGAAAGAUACAUACAGUUUCAUUUGGGAUGGUUUGCAAAUCCAAUUUACAGAGGAGACUAUCCAGAAGUUAUGAAGAAUUAUGUAGGUAGGAAGAGUGCCCAGCAGGGCCUGGGGACAUCAAGAUUACCAACUUUCUCAGUGCAAGAGAAAACCUAUAUUAAAGGCACAUCGGAUUUCCUGGGAAUAGGUCAUUUUACAACUCGUUAUGUUCUACAGAAGAGCUUUCCCUUUCUACAAGUGUCCAGUUACCACACUGACCGUGAUUUGGCUGAACUGGUGGACCCAAAAUGGCCAGCUACAGGAUCUAAAUGGUUAUAUUCUGUGCCUUGGGGAUUCAGAAGAUUACUCAAUUUCAUUAAGACACAGUAUGGGAACCCUCUCAUUUAUGUGACAGAGAAUGGAGUUUCUGAGAAGGCACAGCAUACACAACUGUGCGAUGAAUGGCGGAUGGAGUAUCUGAAAGGAUAUAUUAAUGAAAUACUGAAAGCUCUAAAGGAUGGUGUUAAUAUCAAAGGCUAUACUGCCUGGUCACUGCUGGAUAAAUUUGAAUGGAACAAAGGCUUCUCUGAGAGAUUUGGAUUUUAUCACAUUGAUUUUGAAAACAAGAACAAACCACGAUACCCAAAGGCAUCCGUUGAGUAUUAUAAAAAGAUUAUCAGUGCAAAUGGAUUCCCAAAUCCAAGACAGGUGGAAAAUUGGUAUCGGAAGGCCAUGGACACUUGCUCUAUCGCACACCAACUCCUUGGUACAGGUAAUGAUGUGUCUUCUGUUUUAUAAAAGCAUAUUAUGUAACUUUCAGAUUUAAAAUUUCUCUGGAAUACUAAAUUAGCAGGUCCUAAGAGGUAUUUUCUCCCUGAAAAUACAACAGUUUUCAAGUACAACAAGCCUCUAACCAAAAUUUCUUUAUUUACUCUCUCCAACUAAAAUCACUGUACCUAAACAGAUCAACUUUGGAUGUUAAUGAAAUCCACAAACUCCAAGAGUCACUAUUUAAGAUUAAGACUAGGGAAGGCAGCAUUCUCCUUAAAAUAAUGAAAGUGCUAAUAGCUCUUCCAAACAGAAAACAAACCCAGGCAAAUCAAAACAACCAUGCAGAUAACAAAAUCUCUAAAUGUUUGACUGCUAUAUAAGAUAGAACUAUAAAAAAAAAUGGACUAAGUACUAGCCUAAGAUAGUGUUAAGCCACAUUUCUGCUCUUUCAUACUCCUGGUAACAAAGCUAAUACUAGCACGACUUAGAGCAGCUGCUCAAGAAUACUUAAUACAGCAGACUUUCCCUGCAGUUUCCACAGUGCCAAGCUAAUCCAUCUCACUUAAGACCUCCCCAGUGUAAUUCAGAACUUUUCAUUAAUUCCUGAACUAGAAGAAUAGUCUACCACAAUGGUUUUCUGAAACUUUUAAGAAAGAUGAGGUAUUAUAAAGCCUCAUGAGAAGGAUGAGAUAAAUUCCACAUGGUAGAAAAACGUCAAAACAGUCAUCCUAAUUUUAUCCUACUUGGCCUCAACUGCCGAGUUACAUGUUCUAAGUGAAUUAAUUGUGUUUACUGAACUGUUUGAGGCUUAUCUGUGGAGUAAAAUUCUACAAAAUAAAACCCAUUUAGUUUUUCAAAGAGCUACAAGACAAUCAUAAAAAGUCUGAAGUGCUUCCCAAGGAUUUCUCUUUGACAAUUUUACUUUCUACCCUUCCCUUGGGGUGGAAGGAAGAAAAAUCAAAGGAACAGUAGAAUACUGCUAAUGAACUGAAGCCAAUUCA
Molecule: messenger RNA, 2771 nt
Organism: Falco peregrinus (peregrine falcon)
Lineage: Eukaryota; Metazoa; Chordata; Aves; Falconiformes; Falconidae
Gene: LCTL
Product: lactase like
Exons: 14
Coding region: 1-1797 (598 amino acids)
Biological process (GO): carbohydrate metabolic process
Molecular function (GO): beta-glucosidase activity
Source: RefSeq, a predicted model, not a curated record